This is a messenger RNA of Cornus florida, 1346 nucleotides long. RefSeq lists its product as uncharacterized. NCBI's taxonomy places the organism in Eukaryota, Viridiplantae, Streptophyta, Magnoliopsida, Cornales, Cornaceae. The record is from RefSeq and is a predicted model, not a curated record. Bases 70 to 1077 code for a protein of 335 amino acids. The transcript is spliced from 9 exons.
UCAAGACUCGGAGAGAGAGAGAAGGAGAAGGAGAAUAAAUCUGGUGACCUGUUUCUUAGCUGGAGUAUAAUGGCAGCGCCCUUUAAACUAAACAAUCCAUUUGAUCACCCUUUCUUUGAUUCAUCUUAUUUAUUUGCGGCUGUACGCGCUAGACGGAUUUCCGAGAAAUUGAACCCUGGUUUUAACUUUCUGAAAAACCCUAUUACUACUACCCCCAGUGAAAAAGCUAGUGGUGACCUCAUUCGUAAAAUGUUGUUAUUUCGAAAAGAAGAUCCAUAUGAGCACCCAUCGUUCACUGAUCCUGCUAUAACCCACAAAGAAUUACACUAUGAAGGGAACCAGAGCUUCAGCUUCCAAAGUGAUGCACCUGGUGGACCCGAAGGAAUCUGCCACACUUCUUCUAUGGCUAGGGGUGCUAGCACCUGUGAUGGAGUGGGUCUAUUAGAGACGAGAGAAGAAGGAGAUAAGACAAUGAGUCAACCACUGCAAAAUCUAUGUGACUUGUAUCCUAGCUUGCGUGAAGUAGCAGUGAUCCUUCAAGAAAAUUUAGAAAACAAUCCAUUUGAUGACCCAUUCUUCACUGUUCGUCCAUUUUUUUUAAAUCCUGCUUCACGUCUUUAUCACCAAUUUGAUGGAAAAUCUAGUUCUGAGCGGCAGUUGAAGGAAAUAGCUGUUGAAGAAUUGCACUCUGAUGAUAACUCUCAGAAGCUUUCAUUCUCAGUUGAUAAACCGAUUAUUACUUCCCCCAGUGAAAAUGAUUGUGGUAACCAGACCUUCAGCCUCCCAAGUGUCGCACCUGGUGGACCCGAAGGAAUGUAUCACACUUCUUCUACAGCUAGGGGUAGCACCGGCGGAGUGGUUCUAUUAGAGAUGAAAGAAGAACAUAAGACAAUGGGUGAAGCAUUGCAUACUACUGCUAAAGGGAUCAAAGGGAAGAGGGUAGCCGCAGAGGAUGGAGUGGCCACCAGAUUUGGGAUGAUUGGGUCUCUGCCAUCUGCCAAGCACGAAGGAAUGAAACCAGAUGCUGGAGCUAAGACUCUUUCUUCUGGGCCGAGAAUUAAAAAAACCAGAUAUUAACAGGACUUGUUGCUUAGUGGUUCAGCUUUGAUGAUACUUGUGGUUCUUCUCCUCCAAUCUGACUUACAAAUAUGGGUUUGUGAAAAGUAACUGUGUAACUUUCUUGUUGCCAUCUAACUUUUUUGUGUAAUGUCAAGUUGAACAACGGAAAUCUUAGGUAUCUUCGAUAGUGGAUUGUUGAUAUGUCUUAUGAGAGGAGAUUUAUGGUAUCAGUUUAUCUUGAUGAUUCAUUAUGCGUCUAGACGAACUCAUAGUUAAUUGUAACUGAA